Molecule: messenger RNA, 1379 nt
Organism: Capsaspora owczarzaki ATCC 30864
Lineage: Eukaryota; Filasterea; Ministeriida; Capsasporidae
Exons: 1
Coding region: 24-1289 (421 amino acids)
Source: RefSeq, a predicted model, not a curated record
AUUCACUCAUCUUACUGUGCGCAAUGGACUGGACGGCACUCUUGCAACAGGCACUGCCCGAGCUCGCGGCGAACGUCGCGUCAAUCGUCCACACAGACCUGACUGCCGCUGCUGCCGGCGGCAUGAGCGCCCAGCUGGAUCGCCUGCAGCUCGUCUACAAGCAGCCCGACCACGCGGGCCCUGCGUCGCUGAUUGUCAAGCGGACGUCGGCGCACGGCGCUGAGCAGUCGCGCGCGCUCGGGCUCGCCCGCGAGGCUGACUUUUACACGCUGUUGGCGCCGGCGAUCGAUCCCGAGUGCGCAUUCAUUCCGCGCGUCUACUACGCAUCGGGCGACCGCGAUGCCACGGGGCUCAAGACCAUCGUCAUGGAGGACUUGGCGCUCAAGGGCGGCGUCCAGUCGGGCUACUUUUUCGGAAACAACUCGAUGCUCAACUGGGGCAAGGAUCUGGCGACAUUGACGCUGCCAUUCCCGACGGUGACUGAGCGCGAGGUGACCAUCCGGGCGUUCGAGCAGGCCGCCGAUCUGCACGCGUCGUUCUGGUGCGAUUCCGACCGGCUGUUGCGUAACCAGUCGCCCGAGCGCCAAUUUCUCCGCGCCGCGCCUUGGAUUGCCGGCAGCAACGAGCCUGCAGACCGCGAGAGCUUUGCGACGAGCGUUCAGACCGCGCGCGCGGGCUGGGACAAGUUUAUGGCCGAGGAGCCGCGGCCGUUCACCCCGCACCCGCUCGUCGUGCGACUGAUGGAGCACUGCCUCGGUGCUGCCAACUAUGAUGUGUACACGCGCAUGUGGAAGUCGUCGUCAUCUUUGUCGUCGUCGUCGUCCGGAGGCCUUCCAUUCACCGUCGUCCAGGGAGACGCGCAUCCCGCCAACAUGAUGGUCGUGCGAGCGCCUCAGCGCGCUUCGGGCUGGGAUUUGGUGAUGCUUGACUGGGAGGUCGUCGGCGUUGGCAGCGGGCCCCAAGACCUGGGCCAGUUUGCCAUUUCGCACGCAGCGCCCGCCCUUCGCCGGUCGUACGAGCGCGAGGCCGUUGCAGUGUACCACGCCCGCUUGAAUUCUCAGCUCGAGCACAAGGCUGCCGCUGCUGGUCUGCCGCACACCUCAGUUUCAGCCGAUUUCGUAUGGCGCGAGUACGUUGAGGGCGGCUUGUGUCGGUGGGUUUGGCUGCUCGGCCUUCUUGUUGGGUUUCCGCUCCCCGCACCGGCGCGGCAAUACUUCCACGACCAAGUGCUUGCCUUCUGCCAAGACCACGCGCCCGAUCCGACUGUGCUCGGCAUGAUCCGGCCCUAAGUUUUUGCUGGGGAAAUGUACAAAAAGUGUUUUUUGGUGGUUUCUGUUUCGAUAGUAUCGUGUGCAUACAAUUCAGUGCUUUUGGUUUGC